Molecule: messenger RNA, 1743 nt
Organism: Erinaceus europaeus (western European hedgehog)
Lineage: Eukaryota; Metazoa; Chordata; Mammalia; Eulipotyphla; Erinaceidae
Gene: TACR2
Product: tachykinin receptor 2
Exons: 5
Coding region: 220-1374 (384 amino acids)
Biological process (GO): positive regulation of flagellated sperm motility; G protein-coupled receptor signaling pathway
Cellular component (GO): plasma membrane; sperm midpiece
Molecular function (GO): substance K receptor activity
Source: RefSeq, a predicted model, not a curated record
UGGGAAGCUGAAAUGCCAAUGUUUCUAGACCUGAUUUUCAGCUCAGUCUGACUUAUCUUUGCUGAGGACUUGGACUUGACCCUGGCCUCCUCCAAUGCCCUGGCUCUCCGUCUCUCUUCCCCACAUGUGCUCACACCAAAGACUUUCUCUAUAGUAGGACGCCACGACCUAGGAGACAUCGAGGACCCAGACAACUUUGUCCUAGCCCCAGAAGCAGCCAUGGGAGUCUGUGACAUUGGGAAUGACAUCAACAUCUCAUCUGGCCUCAACCUCAACACCACAGGCAUUACAACCUUCUCCAUGGCUGGCUGGCAGCUGGUACUGUGGGCCACAGCCUACCUGGUCCUGGUGCUGGUGGCCGUGACAGGCAAUGCCACCGUCAUCUGGGUCAUCCUGGCUCACCAGAGGAUGCGCACGAUUACCAACUACUUCAUCGUCAACCUGGCACUGGCCGACCUCUGCACGGCUGCCUUCAAUGCUGCCUUCAAUUUUGUCUAUGCCAGCCACAACAUCUGGUACUUCGGCCGUGCCUUCUGCUACUUCCUGAACCUUUUCCCCAUCAUGGCCAUGUUUGUCAGCAUCUAUUCCAUGGCUGCCGUUGCUGCCGACAGGUACAUGGCCAUUGUUCAUCCCUUCCAGCCACGACUCUCAGCCCCUGGCACCAAAGCGGUCAUCGCCGGCAUCUGGCUGGUGGCCUUGGCCCUCGCCUUCCCCCAGUGCUUCUACUCCACUAUUAUCGUGGAUGAAGGUGCCACCAAGUGCUUGGUGGCCUGGCCAGAAGAAAGCAGGGGCAAGAUGGUCCUCCUGUACCACCUCCUGGUGAUCGUUCUCAUCUACUUCCUGCCUCUCAUGGUGAUGUUCGUCGCCUACAGCAUCAUUGGCUUCACGUUGUGGAGGCGCGCAGUGCCCAGAAACCAGAUACAUGGUGCCAAUUCGCGCCACCUGCAGGCCAAGAAGAAGUUUGUGAAGACUAUGGUCCUAGUGGUAGUGACAUUUGCCAUCUGCUGGCUGCCCUACCACCUCUACUUCAUCCUGGGCCACUUCCAAGAAGACAUCUACUGCCAUAAGUUCAUCCAGCAGGUCUACCUGGCGCUCUUCUGGCUGGCCAUGAGCUCCACCAUGUACAACCCCAUCAUCUAUUGCUGCCUUAACCACAGGUUUCGCUCUGGAUUCCGGCUUGCUUUCCGUUGCUUCCCGUGGGUUACACCCACCGAGGAGGAUAAACUGGAGCUCACUCACACUCCGUCCGUCUCCGUGAGGGUUAACCGCUGUCACACUAAAGAAAUUCUGCUCUUCACUGGAGACACGCCCCCCUUUGAGGCUGCCAACGGACAGGGUAGAAGUCCCCAGGAUGGGGUGGCUCCAGAGCCCUGAAGGCUUGGACCUGACUUCAGGGCAAGACUUGGCACUGUUUUGAGAACUAGCCAACCCAGAGGACCAGUUCUGCAAAGUUGGCCCAUGCUCCACCCUUUAACACACCAGUGAGAAAACAAGAUGGAAUCAGGGGCGCUGACUCUUAAGAGAACUCCCUCAACCGUUUCAGACAGUGACUCAGAGAAUUCAGUAAGACUCAGAGGACAGGAUGUGAGUGAACACUUUAUCUAGUCUAGAAGCCGCAAAUCUGCCUGCCUUUCUGAGGCAUACGCUACAGUGAGUGCACCUGGAUUCAGUAUAAAGGAAGAGCUACAAAUGAAGGCAACUGACUUCCAGUGCAGGGGUUCCAGGGAAUGGUAAGGACUGUGG